Molecule: messenger RNA, 8713 nt
Organism: Scatophagus argus
Lineage: Eukaryota; Metazoa; Chordata; Actinopteri; Scatophagidae
Gene: znf618
Product: zinc finger protein 618
Exons: 15
Coding region: 956-3898 (980 amino acids)
Molecular function (GO): protein dimerization activity
Source: RefSeq, a predicted model, not a curated record
UGUUGGCCAACAAAAACCUUUCUCUUGACAAGUCACCUUAAAACACAUUGUACGUGCAGACUGCUGCAGUAAACAGGACCAAACUGAAUGUGAAUUAAGUGAAUGUGUUGCCACUCUUUGUGGCAAAACUCUCUUAAGAGUUUUUAUUUUGGUUUAAUUGCACACACCGAACAUUUAGACAACUUCCGCCUUGGAUAGGGGGUUGCUAUAUUCCUCCCCAUUAAAUUAAGCAACAAUUAAAUCAGAAAAGAAACUGGAACUUGGAUAUUCAACUGACCAAGAGUCCAUGAUAGUUUUGCACAAAAACGGCCAAUCAUCCAAAUAAGCCGAAACAUCAACCUGAUCAAUGGCUAUCAUUUAAAUAGCCCCAUGCUUGAAUAGCGUGGAGCUGCGGCGAGAGCCUGCUAUUAUAAUGUUCUUAUUUCAAAGGAGAAUUUUAUUUUCCUCUGCGUAAUUUACGGUCUAUUUUUCCCCGUGUAACUUCAUAGUCGGCCAACCCUUUCCCCCCCCGUCUUCUUCCCAGACUUUUUUCCUUUUUCUUUCUUUUUUUUUCCCAUGUAGGCGAAUAUACGGGCCGGCGCUGCAAUUUCGGAAUCUGCCCUUGUAUAUGGCGGACGAAAUUUCCACAGGAGGAACCGCAACACAAACCCCCCCGUGCAAGGCAGAAAACGGAGAGCUUGCAUGGACUGAGUAAACCUCGGCAAAUUCAUGAUUCACUACGCCAUUACUCCUUCUAAAAUGUAACGUAGCGUGUCACGGGAGGGGAAAAAAAAAGAGAGGUUGUGGUGAAAAUUUUUUUUUACAUUUGGAAUUUCUCAUAACUAAUUCACAAUUUUUUUGAGGAAGCAGUUGUGCAGUCACCUCUGGUCGGGGUGGGAAGAUUUCUGGAGCGGCAGCCUGGUUCGCAUGAGCCGCAUCGUUUUUGGAGAAGCACAGGCUCAGAGGAGGUGGAGUCAUGAGUGCACAAGAGGCACCCAAUCCUGGAAAGGAGCAGACGGAUGGUGGGAGUGCAGCCACAGAUGGCCCCUCACCAACCUUAGCCCCAAAAUCCAAGAGUACAAGCCCACCACCUGUCACAAUAAAGAAAGAGCCUGGGACCUCUGAGACGAGUAACGGGAAAGUGGGUGAUGCCAACCCUGCCGAGAUCUGUGUUGUCAUUGGAGGAAAUGAUGGAGGAGCAAGUGGAGGUGGAUCCCGUAGAGCUCAGUCCGAGGGUAUGUUUGCCCUUGGUACUCCUCCUCCAACGAAGAGCACAGACUCAUGCAUAGGUUCCUACGUAUGUGGGGUAUGUGGGAAGAAGUACAAAUAUUAUAACUGCUUUCAGACACACGUCCGCGCACACAGAGAAUCCGAGAGCAUGGUUGGAGAUGGUCUACCCCCGGCACACAACAGUAGCUUCCGUUACUCCUGUGACAUUUGUGGCAAGAAAUACAAAUACUACAGCUGCUUCCAGGAGCAUCGUGACCUGCAUGCAGUUGAUGAUCCAUACGAACAGGUAGUCUUACCUGUGGAUGGCCUUAAAGAGGAGGAGCCAGUUGAACCCUACCAGAAAAUAGGACCAAGGGAAAAAGCACUCGCCCACCUCAGCAGAGACCGCAGGUUCAACCGACGGCAGCGUGUGUCCCUUCAAACACAAUUGGCAGUGUUCGCAGAAACCGGGAGCUAUGUUUGUGAGUUCUGUGGGAAGCAGUACAAAUAUUUCAACCCGUACCAGGAGCACGUAGCUCUUCACACACCAAUGGGCUCCUUUGAUAUGAAGGCAUCACGGGCACAAGAAUGUGGUGGUAUGGAUAUGACUAAAUAUAGUCACAGCCAAACUAGUAAGAUAAAAAAUACUCCAUUCAGGCGGAAACUGGAAAGUGCAAUUCAGUCCAGCCUGGUUGACACAAACAGCUCGCAGAAUUCGAGCGGCACUGCGAGCCCUCUGGUGGCCACUUCCUUCUCUACAACCCAGAAACCCUACACAUGUGGUGCCUGUGGCAUCCAGUUCCAGUUCUACAACAACCUGCUGGAGCACAUGCAGUCCCAUGCUGCGGACAAUGAGAACCACACCAAAGGGGACUCUCCCAAAACCUCCUCUGCCUCCGGUCCUCAAGAGCAGUUGUGGAGAGGUUCUCAGGCUCAGGCUCAGGCUCAGGCCCAGGCCCAGGCUCAGGCUCAGGCUCAGGCCCAGGCCCAGGUUCAGGCCCAUUCCUCAGUUAAACUACAAAUCCAGCCUCAAAAUAUAAGAAACCACACUCUCAGCCAGAGUAAUGGACUACCUGAGAAGGAGCGACAGCAGGUGGCUGAGCGCCUCUUACGGGUAAUGUGUUCAGAUCUGAGCAUGCUAAAUGUGCUCAACAGCAAGGACUUUCUAAAGUUGGCACAGACCCUAGUGGAUACGGGUGCUCGUCAUGGUGCCUACUCCACCCGCGAUGCUUUUGGCAACAUGAGUGCCUUGGCACUGCGCCAGCUGCCCCGCAUGUACAACCAAGUCAAAGUCAAAGUCACGUGUGCUCUAGGCUCCAAUGCUUCACUUGGCAUCGCUGUAACGUGCCACUCCCAGACCUCAGGCCCGGAUGCUUGCUAUGUCCUAACAGCCUACCAAGUGGAAGGGUCAAGACUGAAGCGCUACGUCCUCGGCGUAAGGGAGGCUGAGCUGAGGGAAGGGCCUGAGCAGGUUCACCACUGGGUGCAAAAUGUUCUGUCUGAGUUUGUGAUGUCAGACAUUCGCACCGUGUAUGUUUCGGAGCCCAGAGUUUGGGCAGCAGGGUUUUCAGGAUCACCACUUGGUGGUGGCAGCAGCCGUGGCAGGAUAUGCUUGCGAUGCGCAGGAUGUUCUCUCGGUGCAGUUGUCCAGGCUGUUCUUGGGAAGCGCAGCCUCCAAGCUCGAGGUCUUCAUGAGUUGGCUGAGCUUCUGUCAACGUGCCGAGACAUCGCUUCCUCCUCCACGCUGGCCCUUCGUGAGGAUCAGUGCACUAACACAUCCACAAGCACAACCGAGGAAGGUACACAGGGCAGCCCCGCACAGUGCCCUACCCCUCCUUGCUGGGAUCGUAUCGCAGAAGCUCUUCUGCAGGUUCAUGCUCACUUUGAACAGAUUUGUGAGGCUUAUGGACGCAGUAAGUCCACUGCUCCACUCCUCCAGGGUCUCAACAAGCAUCUGCUAGGGACGCUGGCUUGUCUCUUGGCACCUCUGCGCUUAGCUGCACUGGAGCUAAGUAGCCAGAGGAGACCAACCUUACAACAGGUGCUGCCCGUUUACCUGCGCUUGGAGAAGUUUUUCACAUCCAAAGCUGGAGAGGCUGGAACUGGCACGGCUAGCAAACUCUGCCACUACUUCUUAGAAGCACUUAAGGAAAACUUCAAGGUUGAACGAGCCCACCAGGUAGCCAUGGUCCUGGACCCACAACUCAAGCUUCGUUCCGUGCCAGCCUACCAGCACGAAGACAUCAUCUCUCGUGCAUGUGAAAUGGCUGCUGAAACCCGGGACGGAGGUAUGACGGGUGGCGGUGGCUCAGGCGGCGAAGAGCGGGACACUGAUGGUCCACCAACUCCAAAAAUAAGCCGCAUAGAGGGAGGGGGAAACAAUGGUAAUACCUCAAGGGGGACCUCCUCAUCUUGCACAGUGUCUGGUAAUGAUGAGAGUCAGAGCCAAGUUAGACAAGAGAUUUUUCAGUACCUGGCUGAGCCUCUUCUCCAAGGCACACCUGACCUCUUCCAGUACUGGAGCUCAGCAGUGGGUGAGAAGUUCCCCAGGCUUGCUCGCCUGGCACUGUGGCUCCUUGCUGUGCCUGCUGUGGGCAUACGCAGCGAGUGUGUGACUGUGUGCGAGCAGAGCCUGACUAUGAAGAGGAGGCAGCAGGUAACCGCCGAGGAGAUGAACAAACUCAUUUUCCUUCGCGCCAACAUGGGCUAGGCGAGAAACCUGAUCAAUCCUAACCAACCAAACAGUCACCUCCAACCAAUGACUUAAGACAAUUAUUUAUAUACUGUAUGUUUAGAUCAACUGUAAACUUAAAUGUGUAUGGACAUUAAAUACUUCUCAAGACAGAUAUUUACAGGUAACUCACAUUGUACAGGUUGCAGUGCCCACAAAACAAAACGGUUUGUUACGUAUUUGAUACAGAGAAAGUACUGUGGACAAAAUGUACUGGUGGAACGAUAACUCUCAAAAGGCAGUCCUGUUUUGGUACGCCACCCUCGGUAUGGGAUGCACACAUUAGCAGGAUGAAUUUCAGUCUUAUCACAUGCAGUGGUUUGAAUUAUUCCAGCCUAAUGACCAAACUGCUACAAGGCUAUAAUGCUGUUAUUUUCACUUUAUGGCAACAUUUUCAGGUAAAGUCAGCUUUCACUGCUUGAAAGUACUGUCACAGACCUCUGAAAAGAAUCUUACUAGAUUAUCAGAGGUGUCCAAGAGAUAUAUUUCAUUUCAUUUUAUUGUUAUUACCAUGCAGGAAAAGAUUAAAAGUAACCUUAAAUACGUUUAAAUGUGUUAAACAUUUAAACAGUUUGACUCAGUUAAAACAGUUUUACAGCAGGUUCCUGUUAUAGCAGUAAGUAGCAUGUACAAUACAUGUACAGUUGAAGAAUGAUCAUUUCCUUUGGUGUGACAUGAAAUUCAAGUGGUGAAUCCUCACUGCAGUCGCACCUCUGACAAAUAAUUGUACCAGGUUUAUGAUUUACUGUUAUGUAUCACUGCAAAUUAUAUUUUUCAUCAUAUUCAGCCAUGGAUGGUUAGGUUAACUGAGAACUAAAUCUCUGCAGCUAAUUUGAUGGUUGCUUCAGUGGCCUAAAAAUGUAGCUCUGGAUCAUUUCCAAGCUGCAUGCAUUUUUCAUUCAAAACAGUAGAAAGCAGCUAAUUAAACAUUAAUGGCGGUAUGAUGCUUUCCUUUUUGUUUAUGUUAAAAACUGUGGAAAAAAAGUCAUCCAACGGUUUGUUUUCUUUCUUAAAUUAACUCAAGAGGUCUUAUGCUGCUAGAUAUGCAAGUCAAAUGGCUAGAUUUGCACGGAAGGGCCAGUAUCAAGUUAACUUGAAUAAAAUCAAACUUUGGUUGAGUUUUUUUACAUACACAAAGAGGAUUGCAUCAUAUUAGUACCUGUUUGUGGUCAGCCUACACUGAUUUCCCUCACCCUCACUAUACUGUAGCUGGAUUGCACCAACAGGAAACUAAAACAUUUUGGAUCAAUAAAUCUUAUAUUAUCCUUUAAUACUUGAUGAUACAAUCCAUGUUGUAUAUCAGUAACUACACAAUAGUGAUAUCUAGGGUCCAUUUUGUCUGGAUUGACACUUUUGAUAGUGCUGGUUAUUCAGAAAUGUCAGUCACCUCUACAGUUCAGCUAGUUGCCCUCAGAUGAACAGCAGUAGUGUUAUUAGCUGCCUGUUUAGUAAGCUCAUAGGAAAGGAUUUAAUUCAGAAUUGCAGAAAUCCUUGCAUUGCCCACUGUGUGUCAGUGUUUGUAUUUUUUUAAAAGCCUUUUUAGUAAAGACUUGUUCAUAGGAAAGUUAAUAUUAUUUAAUUUAUUCUUCCCUCAUUUGUCAGUCUAAUAUAAACAUUGUCUUCCAUUUUUACGGCAAUAAGCUUUACCACAGGGCAUAGUUUCUGACUUUAUCUGCUUAAAAUGACUGUUCUCCUACAGUUAAUUAUAAAUGGUAAAUUAUUUUCUGUUUGUGUAAUACACAUAAUUUUCUCAGGAAUGAGCGCACCCACGCAGGCACCGCCACUUUUUUCCUCACUGUACCGAAAACGCACCAAACUGUGACCUCAAUGCCAGGGUAUGUCCUGAACUGUGACUGUUGUGAAACGUUCCACCCCAAGUACAUUUAGUGCCAUUUGCAACAAACGAAAUGAAAAUAAAAAGGAUCACUGAGGGUUUAUUUGUUUCAGGAUGAAGCUGAUUCUGCCAGUACAUUCACUAAAGUCAAUACAUGCAUACUAAUGAAGUCAAGUUAUUUAUUUUUUUAUGGAUUCUAGUAUACACUUACCCGAGUUGAUACCUCCUAAAAUGACUUGGAUGAAUGGAAGUUAUACUGUAAAUUUGUUUGUUGCCUUUGGUACUUUUCAGUCAUCUCUGUUUUUGGGCCUUAAUUUUCUUUCAUGUUAACCACGUUAAACCCUACAGUCAGAGACAAUGUCAUGCCUUUUUUAUUGCUGUCGAAUGCCUUCCUUUCACCAUCUUUUCUAAAGUUUGCAGUUGCUUUUCUUUAUUCACUAAUGUAGAUUCAAAGGGACCUAUGGCUGAUGGUUGGAAACAGUGUCCUCUAGUGGUCAAAUAUGGACCACUUAAAAUUACGGCCAACUGUGGUAUUUGACAAGUGCUUUAUUCCGAAGUUUUAAAAAUGUUUAACUAAGUGAGCGUGCACAUUUUUUGGAGUCAUCCCUUUGUUCAUAAAACAAGUGAAGAAUUAAGUCUGAACUGAAAAUUACUGAUUAAAAUCACUAAUUAUCGAUUCAAAUCAAUAAACCCUAACCUGACAUUGCAUCAUCUACAUAUAGCUGAAUAUAUAAUCCCUUUAGCCACAAAAAAACAAAAAAACACCUCUUUUGUCAUAUUUUCUCCCCAGUACAAUUUUAGAUACAUGUAAAUUAUACUUCUGGUUACCCAACACUCAAGUCAGUCUCCUGUUCAUUUCAUUUGAUGUUCAUGCACAGUUAGCUGGACUUCCUAUAAGUGGAAUGCAGCAAUUAUUAAUACACGAGUAAGCUCCCUGUUAUGACAUAUAACCUUUCUGCUGUACAACCUGUCCAUUGAAGCCUCUAUGAUGGAGAAGUUCCAGCAUCCACUUCCUGUUUCCAGCUUUCACGUCACAGAUGUGCACAGACGGCCAGUAGAAGUACUAAUGAACUGUACUUGGAAAUAUAGAAGUCAUUAUUGCAUCCCUGUGGCAUUCACAUUAACAUAAUGUUAAUGUGACUGUACCUUUUAGGUUGUUGGGACAGAGGAAGUAGAAAGUUGGCGCACUGCACAUAGGAAAUGUUAGGGCAUCUGAGUGAGUGGUCACACACUAUGUGAGAUGUUUUUUAUACUCCUUACCUCCAGUAGCAUCUUGAUUUACUGCUUUCAUGAAUGCUUUUCUCUCCUGGAAGUUAAUUUAUCACCAGGCUGAAAAACUCUACUGCCCACUCCGGUUGAAGGCCUUAAGCCUGUUUAACCACACCCAGCAUCACUGAUGCGUGUGCUCAGAAAUGUGUUCUGUUGUACCUGCAAGCACACAAAAUAUUGAUGUCUGGGCUCCUGCAGUACACCUGUGAAUCACUGCAGCCAGCUGAUAAGUUAAACCACAGGAGGUCAGCAAAAACCAUUUCAGGGGAUGUUAAGUUGCAAUAUAAUGAUUUCUUUUAUAUCUGGGUUGAUCCAACUUCAUAAAAUCUGUUUUUCCUCUCAAAGAUUGAAUUCAGUAUGACCAAACGUACAUAUAUAUUUUUUUCAUUCCUGAAAUCAACACUUUCUGCUGUUUUCAAACUGAUUUAUGUUACUCACUUAUAUUUUGGUUAAAUUGCUGUAAAUUAUAUUUAAGAUUGACUUUUCUAAGAACCAAUCCAGUGUUUUACCUCAGUACUCAGAAGGUAAUGUAAUUCAAAAAUUGGAGAUGAGUCGAUAAUAUUUAGCCUUGAUCAGGAUAUAGUCAAAAUACUGUACAAUGGCUUGCAGUUUUAGCAGUGAUCCCCAACAGAACUGAUGAAGGGAUUUUUCUAACAGUUUUUAAAUAAGUGUUUUAAAUAGAAUAUACUCUGGGACAAAAUGCCAUUGUUGACGUAAUGAUGUCAACUUGAUUUUACUUAGAAAUAGCAUUCUUUUUGUUGAUUAAAUGAGAAUUAUAUCUAAGAUAUGCAUGCUUUUCAUAAGAGUGCUUAUAUAUACAUAUAUGUGUGUAUAUAUAUAUACAUAUAUAUAUACACAUAAAAAAGUUAGAGCCAACACAAUUCACUUGCAUCCGAUGACAAACACUGGCUUAUGAGUAGACGUUAUCUUAAGACACUAUUAAGAGUCAGAUAAGCAACCUGGACUGAAUUUGAACCUUUCAAGGUGGGAGUAGCGAUGCUGAUUAUGGAUUGGUGUUUAUGGUUUGACAUCAUCCAUUUUCAGAGGAUAUGUUAUGUAAAUACAAGAGAACUGCUGUUUUUAUGCCACAAGGGGGAGCCUUCAUUUCAGAGAUACAGUAGGGAACACCAAUAACAUUAUACCUCUAUUUUCUACAGUAGCAUUUCAAAAGGUUUUGAUAUAAUAGAAAACUCAACUUAGAUACUGUUAUUAGACAAUUGAAAUCCGCUGUAAGUUUUAUUUUGUUUCAGGAUUUUAACUUAUUCAGAUAAUAAUUGUAAAAUAUGGUAUAAGAAUGCUAACAUGGAGCUCUGUUCUGUUCAACUAUGGAUUAUAGUCUGUAUUAUCAAUUCAGGUUAAGAAACUAGUGUUGCUCUCAUCCUAUUUUACAGGCAUUACUUCCUUUUAUACUCUGCUAAAAUGCAAAAAAUGUGUUUGAUUCUGUUGUUUUUUAUCGCACUUUGGCAGCAGAUUCCUGUGUAGCUUUAGAUCUGAGUUGUCUUAUUAGUAGGCCUAAUUUAUACUUUUGUAGCAACACUAUUUUUAUAUAAUGGCAAAGAAAGGGUUCAGUGUCUUUUUGUUUUGUUUUUCCUGUGUCAUAUGUGGCAGCGCUGUUCAAUGUUUCUUGAAUACAUUAUCCACUGUAGUAUGUGAUGUGUGAAUAAACUCCAAAUCUGGUGUAUGUGCAGUUA